Vigna umbellata (rice bean) is the source of this 1106-nucleotide messenger RNA. RefSeq names its product Late embryogenesis abundant (LEA) hydroxyproline-rich glycoprotein family. NCBI's taxonomy places the organism in Eukaryota, Viridiplantae, Streptophyta, Magnoliopsida, Fabales, Fabaceae. The record is from RefSeq and is a predicted model, not a curated record.
UGUAUUAGACUGAAAGUGCGCAGUUAGUUAUUCUGUCACGACUCAGCCCAAGAAACACUGUAACGUGCCUUUUAAUGGCGUCUCCGUUGAAAAACCUGUGAAGUUUAAAUCUACGCAUUCCCCUUCAACUUUCACAUCUAUAAAUUUUUUUGCUUUUUCUCGUCAUUUUCGUGAUUGCCCACAGGCAUUCUCGUCAUUAGGGUUUAAAAUUUUUCUUGUCCCGAUUAUAAAUUUGAAUGCUUUGAUACGGUCUUGAUCUUGACUUGAAUUAGGAUUGCAUUUUGAGGGAUUUCAUCUUCCAGGAGGAGAUUCAGUUUACACAGAUAACCUCAAUUCCAAGGAGGAAAACAGAAUGAAGGCAGGAUCUGGUAAAGGGAGAAAAGUGUGCCUGAUAGUGACAGGUGUUGUUAUUGCACUUGUACUGGUAAUUGUGAUACUAGCUUUGACUGUUUUCAAAGCCAAGCAUCCUACUACCGUUGUGGACUCAACGAAGCUGGAGGAUUUUCACAUGAGUUUGGAUAUAGCAAGGCUAAGGGUAGAUUUGAAUGUGACUUUGAGCACGGAUGUCUCGGUGAAGAACCCAAACAAGGUUGGAUUCAAGUACUCAGAUAGCACCGCUCACCUCAAUUACAGAGGACAGCUGAUAGGUGAAGUCCCUAUCCCUGCUGGAGAGAUUUCGUCUGGUGAGACCAAAGGAUUCAACCUCACCCUCACCAUUAUGGCCGACCGUUUGCUCUCCAAUUCCCAACUUUUCACUGAUGUCACAUCUGGUACAUUGCCCCUAAAUACUUUUGUGAGGAUUUCCGGCAAAGUCAACAUCUUAGGGUUUAUCAAAGUCCAUGUUGUUUCCUCCACGUCUUGUGAUAUUGCAAUUAAUCUUUCUAAUAGAACAGUUGGGAACCAAGAGUGCCAAUACAGAACAAAACUUUGAUUAACAGUUUUUAAUUUAGGAGUGAAACUAUAUUCUAGAUAAGUAGACCGUGUUUAUUGCUUAAUGUUCAUAUUUCACUUUGUUUUAUUCGUAAUUGUGGUUGUUCCUACUCGCCCCUUUCCCGCUCAAGCUACUUCUGGGAAUUUAUUUGGUAUUAAUUUUCCUAUUUUGGUUA